UCUCAGUCUGUUUACAAAACCCCUCCAACGUCACCGGUCGGCGGAUCAUCGUCGUCGUCGCCGAUAUGGCUGACAUAAAUUCUGAGGUAGUGUUAGGCAUGUUCCUACAGCAGCUGAUCAUGGAGACAACAUUUAUGUUCAUUGUCCUUACUUUAGCACAAGUUCCAGCUGAGAGAUCAGAAGAGAAUGAUAAUACUGAGGGUGGUGAUGAUUCUGAGAGUCUCUCUGGAGAAUGUGUGGAUGAUGAAGAAACUGGCUCUGAAGAAAUUGAAUUAGAUUUUACUGAUAAUGCAGCAUCUGAGAAUCAAAACCCGCGAAAGAGGAGCAGAAACGGUGACAAUGAGGCAUCAGGAUUGGGGUAUUUGAUCAAGGUCGCCAAAAUUUACAUAGUCGUGAGCGUCCAGAUCAAGAGUAUGCUGCUCAGACAAAUAGGGCAUGAUGAUGAGGAGUCUGAAGAUCGAAGAAGGGUUGUUGAAGAACUUAGCAAGUUGCCUGGGUUUAGUUCAAGGGAUCGACUUCGGGUUGUGACUAGAAUCGCUACAAACCAGGCAGUUGUUCAUCUGUUUCUGAGCCUUUCCGAUGUCGAAAAAGAAGAAAUGGUAGAAAUGAUGUUAGAUGGUACUUUGUAGUUCCUUGAAAUGGGUACCCGUUCUCAUUCAAGUGAACUAAGAAUUUCAUUUAGGUAGUGUUUGUAUUUUUACUUAAUUCUAAAUAAAGUCUUAAUGUUUAA
Messenger RNA from Vitis riparia (riverbank grape), 730 nucleotides. RefSeq lists its product as uncharacterized. Bases 66 to 629 code for a protein of 187 amino acids. The record is from RefSeq and is a predicted model, not a curated record. The transcript has 2 exons. Lineage: Eukaryota; Viridiplantae; Streptophyta; Magnoliopsida; Vitales; Vitaceae.